Gregarina niphandrodes is the source of this 294-nucleotide messenger RNA. Its product is annotated as cullin-binding domain protein. The transcript has a single exon. NCBI's taxonomy places the organism in Eukaryota, Apicomplexa, Conoidasida, Eugregarinorida, Gregarinidae. The record is from RefSeq and is a predicted model, not a curated record. Bases 1 to 294 code for a protein of 97 amino acids.
AUGGGUGUAUUCGAUAGGGAUGAGUUCCUGCGAGGAGUUAGCAAAGGCCUGGAUAAAGAGCGGUGGAAGGAAGAGUUGGUCCUAGAUUCAAAGCGAGUCUAUGAGUUCACAGGUAUUUUCGCUAGAGCCGCGGGGUGUGACUACAUAGAUUGCGCCACUGCUCGAGAGUACUGGAGACUAUUUUCUGCUUAUUGGACCUUCCCAAUGGUGCCGAAGUUGUUGGAGUGGGCAGACAAGCAGCCGGACAACAUGAAGAUCACUAAGGACGCCUGGAAUGUAACAUCAGCACCUUAA